AUGUCCGAAAACAAAGUUAUUCUUCAUUGGUUAAACUACUCCCGAGCAACUAGAAUUGCAUGGUUAUUAGAAGAAUUGCAAGUCCCCUAUAUAUUAAAAGCCUAUAAACGAGACUCUCACUUCCGAUCCCCUCCAGAACUAUUCAAACUUCAUCCAUUAGGUAAAUCCCCCUUACUUGAAGUUCCAAGUCCUUUAUCUAAUGAUUCUAAAAUAAUUGCUGAAUCAGUAAAUAUUGCCAAUUAUAUUUUGGAAAAAUACGAUACUACUAAUAAACUUAUCCCAAUUGAUGGGGAUGAAAGACUUCAGAUGAAUUAUUUUCUUAAUUAUUCAGAAGGGACAUUACAACCAGUAAUGGUAUCAUUAUUGCUCAAUCAUUACGCUAAGACAAAGGCACCCUUUGGAACUAGGUUCCUAGUUGGAUUAGUCGUAGAUGCGAUGAAUAACGCAUAUUAUAAGCCUGAAUUAAUCAAGAAUCUCAAUUUUUUGGAAGAUACUUUAAAGAAACAGAAUGAAGUGGGUAGUGACUAUUUCGUGGGGAAGAAAUUAUCGGCGGCGGAUAUUAUGUUGUCGUUUCCGAUAUAUCUCCGUCAUCCAGAAACAUGGAGAGGUCCAUUAGCACUUUUUGACGUCCAUCCGACGGGCAAAGCCCCCAUCCUAGAGGUAAUUUUCGGUGAUGGAAGACCCCCCAUAAAAUUGGCGGAAACUGGACAUAUAAUGCAAUAUUUAUUACGUAAUUAUGAUCCAAAAUAUAUUCUAACACCAUUAGAUCCCAAUGAACAAUUACAAGUUGAUUAUUUUUUACAUUUUGCUGAAGGAUCUUUUCAAAAUUUACAAAUUUCAUUAUUGGUAAAUUCGGUUGCAAAACAUGUUGCCCCAUUUGGUUUCCAAAAAAUGACAAAAAUGAUUACGAAGUUUUUGAAUAAUGGAUAUUAUAUUCAUGAAUGGAGAUUAUAUAUGCAAUAUUUGGAUGAUUUAUUGAAAGAGAAUGGAACUGGAUAUUUUGUUGGUUCUAAAUUAACUGCUGCUGAUGUCAUUUUAACGUAUCCUAUAUAUGAGAAUGUAUUUGAUAAUUUAGAUGGAGCGGCUGAGAUUCUUCAUGAUAAACGAGAUUUAAAGAAAUUAUAUCCAAAUUUAGCUAAUUGGAGUAAGAUGAUUAGAAGACAUCCAAGUUAUUCUAGGAUUUCUCAAAUGAUGGAUGAAGAAGUUGAAGAUUUGAUUUUAUCUAAACCACAAUUUACCUAUCUUGAUAAGUGA
Hemisphaericaspora subhashii is the source of this 1254-nucleotide messenger RNA. RefSeq names its product Gtt1p (gene GTT1). The transcript is spliced from 3 exons. The record is from RefSeq and is a predicted model, not a curated record. NCBI's taxonomy places the organism in Eukaryota, Fungi, Ascomycota, Pichiomycetes, Serinales, Debaryomycetaceae. The coding region runs from base 1 to 1254 and encodes 417 amino acids.